Odontomachus brunneus is the source of this 4586-nucleotide messenger RNA. RefSeq names its product transmembrane protease serine 12. Bases 1946 to 3616 code for a protein of 556 amino acids. Gene Ontology annotation, molecular function: serine-type endopeptidase activity. The record is from RefSeq and is a predicted model, not a curated record. The transcript has 11 exons. NCBI's taxonomy places the organism in Eukaryota, Metazoa, Arthropoda, Insecta, Hymenoptera, Formicidae. Gene Ontology annotation, biological process: proteolysis.
CUCUCUGCAGCCUCCGUUGAUACUUCCUCUCUCGCGCGUGUAUCUCGUCAGUCGGCCCGGAGCCACGUGCGUGCGCUCUCCAACGGCUCCCGCAUGGGACACGCAUUGGACAGCUUCGCUUCGCGCCGGACGAGCCGCGCGACCUAUCCACCCGCAGCGGCCGAUGACAGAUGAACGUCUUCGCGCGAAGUUGGCGAAGGCAAGAAGAAGAAGAAAAAGACGACGACGAGGAAGAAGAAGAAGAAGAUCGUGAAGGGCAGGAGAAGCGGAGGUGGCGGAGGAGAAGGGAGGAGAUUGCACUACCGCGCGGCCGCUUCCCGGUUCAUUCGUCUUCGCUCUUCGUUUAUCAGCGCGAGCCAGCGAGAAAACCAGGAACCCCUUCGCGCCGAAGAAACGAGCCGCCUCUGUUACCGCGGACUCCGGAGAGAUAUCAGUGAGACACUUCUUGAUAACAGUCGCGGCCUGUGUGACACUUCGACGAGGUAGACGAUGGAUAAUCAAUCGAUAGAAUUGAGUUGAACUGAAGCGAUAGAACAAUCGUCCGCGGGAAAUGAAGACUCCGUCGACUCGCUCUCAUUGGCAGACUGAGGCUGUUCCAUGCGAGGCACCGGAUGAAAUCGCGAAAUAUUUCACUGAACCGAGCCUGACGAGACACUAACGUUUGCAUUUAGGAGAGUUCGCAAAUUAUUGACCUCCGGGACUCCCGUCCAUUAUCAAUAAGAAGAAAAAGAAGCGUGUAUCUGAAUUCAAAAUUCGAUUCGCGCCAGAGGGAACGUAGACCGGUGAUUCCAGUAGCCUGCGGAGAACAGAGCGAGAUUCGCACGUCGACUCGGAGGCGAGUCGAAAUAUCUCAGCGUAGGCUCAUCAUCGAUCAUCAAGCCUCUGCGCUGCGAGGGAACGCGGUAUGAUCCGCCAAUACACCGGCGUGCUUCGGGGAAGAACAAAGAUAUCGCCUUGGGCUGAGUGCGACUAGACUUAGGUGGCUCAAAGGUGAAGACAGACGGUCGGGAAGUCGGGAGAACUAAAAAUAUCAGCCGGCCCGGCGGUCGGCGGUCGCGCACGCGGCGGCCCCCAUCGUAUAUUCCUACGCUGGACAAUUUUACCGGCUGGAGCGGAGUGAUAUCUCCAUGAGACAAGGCUCGCCUUUAAUCUCGCGCUAGACUACCGUCGGCCACGUAGCCGUCGUUUGCUCUAAGAGCUCGUUGACUGAUCGGACUUUGGCGCGAGACGCGAGGCAGCCGCGCGACUCCACGGCACGAGAAUACUCAGACGGUCGUCGUCGACCGCUGAGGAAGCUGUUGAAGCUGCUGCAGUUGCAACUUUACCGUCGUCCGAAAACUGAGCCAUCCACAGGCGCAGGCUGUUCCUCCACUUGGGCCGUGAUCGUCCGAGCCGCGCUUGAUCGACGGACUUGUUCUCCGCGCGUGCGGCGAAACUCGGGGCUAUUUAUUCUUUCGGCCAUGGUGUGAACACCAGGCCAGUGCGCUAGAUCACCAUCCGGCAGGACGCGUCCGAACGCGAGACGCCAGUGUCAAGGCCAAGAGACUGUCGCGCGGCGGAAGGUCGUCGACGGAGGAGGAUCGGUCGGUCGGUCGGUCGGUCGCUCGAUCAGCAGCCAGCCGGCUGGCUGGUUGUCGAGUCUUGUAGCAAAGUCCGUUCAGUCUAACGUACGCACUCUCGCAUCGACGGUAUUUUACAGCGUGGUUGUUUGAAAUUCUUUGCGUGGAGUCGCACGCCCGUAUUUAUAGACUCGCGUGCACGCGCGCGCGCGCGCGACGACGCGGCACGUAGGGCCGUGAGCGCGCGCACUCACGCACUCGUGCGCUUCUCUCGUGCGAGUGCGAGGGGUAGGUAGACUUAACAGACAGGGUGCGUGGGGUACCGUGGAACACACCGAGCCGAGACACGACGCAGCCAGCGAACGGCACGUCGCGAUCAUGACGCGAUGCGUCCGCGACGGGAGUACCGGCCUGCCUCCUCCUCCUCCUCCUCCUCGUCUUCUUCGUCGACGACGACGAGCAGCGCGUCCCCGUGGUCGCCCAACUGUCUGCGUCGCCGUCUGCGACCCGUCCAUCUGACGGGCAUGAUCGCCACCCUCGCCGGCCCCGCGACCAUCCUACGAGUCUUCGUCAUCCUGCUCGCGCUCGGCCACGCGCUCGCCGCCGGGGAUCUGAAUGAGAACAAUACGUUCGUUUUUGGAGCUAAGGGCGAUACAAACUGCCUCCGUUCGAUCGAUCGGCUGUCCGCCGUGGAGCCUUUACCAAAGAACAGAGCGACGAAGUCGUCGCAUUUCACGGACUGGAGCGAAUGGUCAGUGUGCGACCGGCAUUGCACGCAGAAUCGCGUCAAGAGAUGUCGGUCGAGGAAAGGUUGCGGAACCACUGUACUUAGGGAAGAACGCGGUUGCGAGCACAAUAGGGAGGGACGACGAAGACGGUGCAAGCAACGCCAACGUCGGGGGCAUCGACGGAAGGACGAGAAGUUCCACGUCGUCCAACAGGUACCGAAGGAAGCGGAGCCUAGGCAAGGUAGACGCAAGGGUAAGGACAUCAAGGAGCACUCCGGCGGGUAUUACGGAAAAUGGAGCAAGUGGUCGCCGUGCACAAGAUUGUGCACUACUCAACGUCACAGAUGGUGCAGAAAGCCCGGUAUCUGCGGUCGCGACGUCAUACGAGAGAGCGCUUACUGCUACGUCGAGGGUAGUUUCUGUCAGAAAUGGAUCCACCGGAAAAUUCGCGGCAGCCACGAGGAGGACGGAGACGACUCCGUAUUGGACGAGUUUGAGCUCAAUCCCAACACCGUGGACGGUUUCGCCCCGGAGAAGAACCCGAACACUUGGAAAUGCGGGGUGACGAACUCGCAUAAAGGAUCCCGAUUGUCAUACUUUACCCGAAUCAUCGGCGGCCGUCCGACAACGCCUGGGAGCUGGCCGUGGCAAGUGGCUGUGUUAAAUCGAUUCCGAGAGGCCUUUUGCGGCGGAACGCUGGUGUCCCCAAAGUGGGUACUGACCGCAGCGCAUUGCAUCAGGAAACGUCUGUACGUGCGCAUCGGGGAGCACGAUUUAACAGUCAAAGAAGGCACAGAAUUGGAGCUUAGGGUGGAUUCCGUGACCAUUCACCCCGAAUACGACGCCGAUACGGUCGACAACGACGUGGCUCUACUUCGUUUACCAAUCACCCUGACCCCGUCCACGUCGAGGGGAAUCGCGUGUUUGCCUGCACCAAAGCAACCCUUGCCUACGAACCAUCUAUGCACCAUUAUCGGCUGGGGCAAGUCUAGCGUGACAGAUGAUUUCGGAACGGAUGUGCUCCACGAAGUCAGAGUUCCAAUAGUGUCCCCCGAAACCUGUCGAGAGGUUUACGUAGACUACAGAAUCACGGAUAACAUGUUCUGCGCCGGCUACCGCCGCGGCAAGAUGGACUCGUGCGCAGGUGAUAGCGGAGGACCUCUGCUCUGCAGAGAUCCCCGGAAAAUCGAUCACCCGUGGACGAUUUUUGGCAUCACUAGUUUCGGUGAGGGUUGCGGCAAGCGCGGUAAAUUCGGCAUUUACGCUAGAUUGCCCAAUUAUGUGCGCUGGAUAACACGAGUGAUGAAACAAGCGGACGAGUACACUUAGGGAGCACCACGAGUCAAGAUUUCGGUUCUACAUUAACUCUAUAGGUUCCGACGAAUUUGAGGUAUCGAUCUCGAUGUACAACGUUAUACAAGCUAAAUCCGAGUCGAAAUUUUGGAUCUGCAUUAAUCCUGCAAAUUCCGUCGAACUUGAAGGAUCAAUGGAGAAUCUCGAGAUGUGACAAAAUACAGAUUAUUAUUCUACCUUGACGCUGAAUCUGAUGCAUUUAUCUUAGAAUUACUUGAUAUCCGAUUAUUUCAAUCUUCUAUCUGCAUUUAAUCUUCAUUCCUAAUUGUAACGAGCAAUGUAUUAAUUGUAUAACUUAUUCAGCUGUAAAUAGAGUGAGAUAAGCAAAUAUUAAGCAAUUUAAUAAAGAUUAAGGUGUGUGAGGAUGAGUUAAAAGAAGCAACACAUUUUAGUUUUUAUAAUCUUGUUGCUUUUUCUUUCGGCGAUGAGUUUCGAUGUGUUUGAAGCUUUUAAAGAGCUGAAGAAGCUGUAAAAAUAAAGAUAACAGAGUUAUACGUCCAAUAAUGCUACUUACCGAUAGAGAUUUAAAUCGAGAUUCCGUAUUAUAACAAAAUUGAGAAAGAAAAAGAAAACAUUGACAGAUGUAAACAAGAUCGCAUGCUCGCGGUCCAAGAAGCAUUAUUGGACUCAAAAAUCGACACUUGAUUCUAAGAUCAGUAUUCAUAGCUGUAAAUAAUUUACUAUUUUUGACUGAAAGCAUAAUUAAUGAUAAAUUCGUACUCAUUGAGCGUUAUUCAGCGUUAUUCGUUAUUUGGAUCAAUGUGUCUUAUACGAAAUAAUGUAAAUGUAGCUAGUCGAAGAUUAAUAAAGCUUACUUAUCAAAUGAUGACAGACUAUGAAUACCGGUCUAAAUUUCGACUCGGGUAUCUCCUUAUCCUCGGUAAUUUUGUCAAACGUCCGUUCAAAUCGGAAACAUGUAUAAUAAAUGAUUUGACAUACUUGGAAA